This is a messenger RNA of Physeter macrocephalus (sperm whale), 3768 nucleotides long. RefSeq names its product TEA domain transcription factor 3 (gene TEAD3). Gene Ontology annotation, molecular function: RNA polymerase II cis-regulatory region sequence-specific DNA binding; DNA-binding transcription factor activity, RNA polymerase II-specific. Gene Ontology annotation, cellular component: transcription regulator complex. NCBI's taxonomy places the organism in Eukaryota, Metazoa, Chordata, Mammalia, Artiodactyla, Physeteridae. Bases 740 to 1903 code for a protein of 387 amino acids. The transcript is spliced from 8 exons. Gene Ontology annotation, biological process: embryonic organ development; hippo signaling; positive regulation of transcription by RNA polymerase II. The record is from RefSeq and is a predicted model, not a curated record.
AGGAGUUAUGGGGGGCAGCAGGGGUGUCUCAGAAAGACAAGCAGCAGCAGAAGCCCAUUUGCCACUUCAGGCUACACAGGGCCAGAGCCCCUGGAGAGUAAGCAGGAACCCAAGGGGACAGCCAGCCCUACAGCGAGGGAGAGGAAGACCACCUGGGGGCCACUAAGGCCCACCUCUCUUCUUCUCCAUUUUCCUUUUCUCCUUCCUCCUAACUGCUGCUUGCUAAUUGCAUGGGGACUCCAGGUGGGCAGGGAGGAGACACUGGUGGGGACUGGCGGGCAUGGCCAUUCCUUGUCUUGGACGCUCAAUCCUGGCUGCUCUGUGGCUGAGGAUCUCAGAGCCUUGGGUUCAUGGCCCUGGCCCAGGUCAAGGCCCCUGUAGGCUGUAUCUUCUUCUCCCUGCCCACAAAUGCCCAGCAGACUGGGCCUCCCGCCCUAGUCCCCACGCCUAUAGCACAGUACACGUGGACAAGAGGCCCCAGCUUGGUCCACCAUCUAGAUCUCCAGCCCCUCCGCCCUCAUCCUACCCUUUCCAGGGCACCCCCAGCUGGCACGCACUCCCUCUAGGUGGCAGUGGGGCUGGGGGAGGGUCCACAGCUACCUCUGAGCUUCCCUGCACUCCUCAGGAACUGAGAGCCAGGUGGGCAUUGAGAGGAGGAUGGUGAAAUGACAUGUCCCUCCACCCCAUCUGACCCUCCUCUGUGUCUCUUCUAAUCCAUUCUCCUUCUCUUCCACAGGCCAUGAACCUGGACCAGGUCUCCAAGGACAAAGCCCUCCAGAGCAUGGCGUCCAUGUCCUCUGCCCAGAUUGUCUCAGCCAGCGUCCUACAGAACAAGUUCAGCCCACCCUCUCCUCUGCCCCAGGCCGUCUUCUCCACUUCCUCUCGGUUCUGGAGCAGCCCCCCUCUCCUGGGACAGCAGCCUGGACCCUCUCAGGACAUCAAGCCCUUUGCACAGCCAGCCUACCCUGUCCAGCCACCCCUGCCACCGACGCUCAGCAGUUAUGAGCCCCUGGCCCCGCUCCCCUCAGCUGCUGCCUCUGUGCCCGUGUGGCAGGACCGCACCAUCGCCUCCUCCCGGCUGCGGCUCCUCGAAUAUUCCGCCUUCAUGGAGGUGCAGCGCGACCCUGACACGUACAGCAAACACCUGUUUGUGCACAUCGGCCAGACGAACCCCGCCUUCUCAGACCCGCCCCUGGAGGCAGUGGAUGUGCGUCAGAUCUACGACAAGUUUCCCGAGAAGAAGGGUGGCCUGAAGGAGCUCUAUGAGAAGGGGCCGCCUAACGCCUUCUUCCUCGUCAAGUUCUGGGUGAGCUGCCCUGGUCCCUCUCUUCUCCCAAGGAUCCCCCCAGAUGUGCGGUGCACCCAGGCCUACCCUACCGACCCCCUCUCCCCGGGCCUGUGGGCACUGUGUGGGCUAUGUAUGCCCCCAGCCCCAGGGCGGGACGCCUCCCUGGGCCUCGGACAGCACCUUAGGCCGCCCCGCCCCCUCCUCCAGGCCGACCUCAACAGCACCAUCCAGGAGGGCCCGGGCGCCUUCUAUGGGGUCAGCUCCCAGUACAGCUCGGCCGACAGCAUGACCAUCAGCGUCUCCACCAAGGUGUGCUCCUUUGGCAAGCAGGUAGUGGAGAAGGUGGAGACCGAGUACGCCAGGCUGGAGAAUGGGCGCUUCGUGUACCGCAUCCACCGCUCACCCAUGUGCGAGUACAUGAUCAACUUCAUCCACAAGCUCAAGCACCUGCCCGAAAAGUAUAUGAUGAACAGCGUCCUGGAGAACUUCACCAUCCUGCAGGUGGUCACGAGCCGGGACUCCCAGGAGACCUUGCUCGUCAUUGCUUUCGUCUUUGAAGUCUCCACCAGCGAGCACGGGGCCCAGCACCACGUCUACAAACUCGUCAAAGACUAGGGUGCCCUCCGCCCCCACCACCACAAUCCAGGACGAGCAUCUUCUCCACACACCUGCCUGGCACCCCUAGGGGUCCAGGAUUGAGGACUCAUCCACCCGCCAGGCCUCAGGCCCAGGACCCAGGAGGCCCCCCCAUCUACCCUGCACACACACUCCCUGCCACUGUUCUGCGCUUUAACUGAGGGAGAAGAGAGGAGGGCUCAGCAGUGGGGCAGCCUGGCGGUGACGCUGACCACCGUACCCAGCUCUGCCCAGCCUCGAAAGACUGGGAGGACACCUUCGAGCCCAGGCACGCGUGGACGCUGGCCCCUCAGGGGACUGUGACGGGCGGGUGAGGGCAGAAUGGAGACCAAGGGAACCGGAGUGCAGAGGCCCCAGAAGGGGAGUGUCGAGUUAGGGUCAAGUUGAGAAGAGAGAGGAGCCCACACUUUCUGUGCGCCUGCUGUGUGCCAGGCCUCGUGCAGGCCCCCAAGUGCCUUGUGCCAUCCUCAGACCCUGCAGGGCAAGCGUGGGGCUCGCUAUCUCAGUGGGGGGACCCGUGGGAGGGGUGGGCGGAGUUGGAGUCCUCCCCCGGUGCUGCCUGUCCCUAGAGCCCAGGUUUAUGCUACCUCCCUGGAGUGGGGGCUGGCCACGGGGGCAGGAGGGAGGGUCUGCACUGAGGGGCCAGCCGGCUGGAUUGGGGGCCUGAACAGACCACCUCCUGCCAGAGCACGGGGGGCUCCUGUGCGGCCCUCAGAGCUGCCUGACCCAGGUCCGGUCCCAAGCCACCCAGCAGCCUCCCAGUGGGCGAAGGCUUCCAGGGGCAGGCCCAGGCCUGAAGCAGGCUGGAGGGUCAGGUGGGAGGAUAGAGUCCCAGCCCCUGGGCAGGCCACUGGCCCAGGGACAAGGGGUAGCGGAAAAGUUUGGCAUUUUCUCUUGCCUAAGACUUGCGUCUGGUGGUGAACCCUUGGGGGGGCACCUGUCCCUUCUGUUUUCCCCACCUCAGUCUCUCUGGCAGCAGCUCCCCACACCCCGUUCUGGGAUUGAAGGUUAACCCUUCCCCGGCAGCCCCUUCUCAACACCCAGGCUCCUCCGCCCCCAGCCCCGUCCUCCCGCUGCCUGUGGGUAUUUAUGAGUUUCGUAUGAAGUACUGUGCCCCUUCCUCCCCACCGCCCGGCCGCCCCUGAGCUUCCUGAAGGUCCUCACAGUUUGCAUAUCGCUCAGGCCACCUCCAAACCCAACCUAGGUUUUAUAAUGUAUAUUAUAUAUUUGUUGUGUAUUUUUAAAAUCCAGCUCUGAUGGGUUAUAUCAUAAAUGUGGCACAAGGCUGGCGCAGGGGCCCUCAAGGCCCAGCUCCUGCUUAAAAAAAAAAAAAAUUAAAGUUAUUUGUUUGUGGGUUAGUCGUGUGACCAGUUGUGUGCCAUACCUCUGGGUUUGGACAGCUUCGGGGUGUCACCCCACCCCACCCCGUCUCUGCUGGGGGGCCCCAAGCGCUACCCACACUCAAAAUAGAUAGGAUUUGGAAAUUCCCCGGUGGUCCAGUGGUUAGGACUCCGCGCUUUCACUGCCGAGGGCCCGGGUUGGAUCCCUGGUCGGGGAACUAAGAUCCCAUAAGCCGAGCAGCACGGCCAAAAAAAAAGAAAAAGAAAAUAGGAUUCAAGGGCCUUGUGAAAGUUUUGCCAACUCCAACCUUUCUCCCACCCCUCCUGCUGUGAAUUGAGCACUGAAGUGUGGCCAGCACUGGCCUGAGCCUUAUGUCGCCUUGUCUCUUUAAGUGAAGUGACGCCCCAGGUGACUUCAAUACUGAGAUGGGCCCCCUGUUAAAUCCCCACAGUCCACAGUGGCUACUACUGGUUCUCACCGCCCCAUCCUCACUCCACACAUGA